Messenger RNA from Hevea brasiliensis (rubber tree), 2699 nucleotides. RefSeq lists its product as uncharacterized. The transcript is spliced from 6 exons. The coding region runs from base 255 to 2309 and encodes 684 amino acids. The record is from RefSeq and is a predicted model, not a curated record. Lineage: Eukaryota; Viridiplantae; Streptophyta; Magnoliopsida; Malpighiales; Euphorbiaceae. Gene Ontology annotation, biological process: protein transport.
AAAACAGAAAAAUAAUAACCUCAGUCGCAGUCAGUCAAGCACUUACUCAAAAGCGCAUAGGAUAGUCCUACAGCUAGCUGUUUUUUCCCCGCUUGCAAGCUCUGACUGUCUGUUUCUACUCCCUCUCUCUGAGAGUUCGUUAAUGGCGGAUUUGGCAUUUUAGUAGCUUCUGUUGAAGUUUACAUUUCGCAUUCUGUUCCUUUUUCUUUGUGAACAGAAUCGUUCUUCGAUUCGAAGAAAGAAGAAAUUUGAAGAUGCUGGACGGUCUUCUAGGUCGAGGUUUUGCCUCCAAAUGUAAAUCGUCGAUUAAAAUGACGAAGAGUCGGAUCGAGAUUAUACGGAGAAAGAGAAACGCCACUUUGAAGUUUUUGAAGAAAGAUAUGGCUGAUCUACUUGCUAAUGGCCUUGACAUUAAUGCUUAUGGAAGGGCCGAAGGGCUCCUGGCUGAAUUGACCCUAUCAUCUUGCUAUGAUUUUGUUGAGAAAUCUUGUGAUUUUGUAUUGAAGCAUCUUUCAGUCAUGCAAAGGAUGAGGCACUGCCCUGAGGACUGUAGGGAGGCUGUGUCAUCUCUAAUGUUUGCAGCUGCAAGAUUUUCUGAUUUGCCAGAGUUACGUGAGCUUAGGGAUAUAUUUUAUGAGAGAUACGGGAACUCUGUGGAACUGUUUGCAAACCAGGAGUUUGUUGAGAAUCUAUCUUCAAAGCCAUCUGCAACAGAGAAGAAAGUGCAGUUAAUGCAUGAUAUAGCAUCAGAAUUCUGCAUAAAGUGGGACUCUAGGUCCUGUGAACAGAGGCUGUCUAAACCUUCUUUAUCUGCACAGGACCAACCUAAAAUUUAUGGGUCUCCACACGUCCAUGAUGAUAAAUACAAGUUAAUUAAUGGCAAGGACACUGUCCCAAAAGGUAAGCAGGAUUUUUUGCUCAAAGAAAGGCUUAAGCAUGACAAUGACAAGCACAGAUUGCUUAAUGAAAAGGAGAGCAAUGUUUCAAAAAGAAAUGAGCUUAAUCCUCAGUUCAGGCAUCAAAUCCCCAGCAAUGGUUCCAAGCAGACUAAUGUCAGAGAAGAACCUAUGCUGAAAAGGGACACCCAUGGUAGUUUGUUCCAAGGAAGGCAAGAAGUUGCUUUGGAGAAGUGUGAACCCUGGAAGGAGGAUACUCUUGUGAAAACAGUUAGAUUAGGCAGUUCAUCUCAGAGGAAAAGAAUAGAAAGUUUGGAUGGUGGAUCCAAGCUGCAUGAUGGUUGGGAGAAUACUGUGCCUCAAAGAGAUGACCAGGACAAUUCAUCUCAUGGAAAGCCAGAUGUUCUACCUAGUUAUGCAGGAUCAUCGUCAAAGGGUGAUUUUAGAGAUUCAGUGGCUGGUAAUCAUCACACUGUCCAAUACAAUGCUGCAAAAUCAGCAAGGGAUGUUCAGGAGGGAGCACAUAAGUUGAAUCCAUAUUAUAAUAAUGCCAUCCCUCCUCCUUACAUUAAACAUAAUGCUAAACUAAAGGAUGGCAAAUGUGAAAGCAGUAUAGGAUCUUCCAUUUCUUGCUCUAAUGGUACUGCAUUCCCCAAUGAUUCUUCAAGGGACAACAGAUCCUAUGCUUGCUCUAAUGGUACUGCAUUCCCCAAAGAUUCUUCAAGGGACAACAGAUCCUAUGCUGGUAUUAGGUCUCAGAAAAUCCUACAAGAAGCAAGUCAUCCUGACCAUGAGAGGCGAAGUGUUGGACAUACAAGAGAAAGUGAUAACGGGCAUGACAAUGAUAAUGAGCUCCAGGAUGAAGGUAUUAGUAGUAACCCUAUUCCAAAACCGAGAUCCUCAAGGAGGAGGCACUCAAAAUCUCACACUAGCCAUGAUGAUGUUGGCAAUUUGGAAGACGUAGGUGUUGUCAAGAAGAGAUCAAAAAGCAGAAGGGAUGACUCUAGACGGGGCCUGCAAAUCUUGUUUGAUGAUGAGCACUAUCGGAAUGAUAAAGAGGAAAGAAUGAUAGAUAAACUGUUGAUUCAUUACAGUAAGAAGCCAUCAGCCUAUGAACCUGGAAAGGUCAGAAGGAAGUCCAAGAGUCGUCACGCAAAUCACCAAGACAAUGAAGAGGAUAAAUCUCCACAGCAUGGUAGCAAAGACAGGCCUGAUGAAACCUCAGAGAUGUUUCCACCACCCCGAUCAAUUUCCUUCCCUCAUGAACAAACAACUCCUUCAGAAGCAACAAAAGUGUUUAAUCGCGCUGCUUCCUUCCAGCCAGACAGGUCAAGCCCAGCUAAGCAUGUGCAUCCCAGAUUACCUGAUUACGAUGACUUGGCUGCUCAGUUUGCAGCUUUGAAGGGAAGGUAACCAUUUAGCAGUCAGAAUCAGCACCUUAAACAUGGGCAUGAGCGCAUUCAUAAUAUCUUUUUACAUUAUCCCUAAUGGAGUCUGGUACGGUUUUUGUCGGAUGAAAGACAGUUUAUGCUCUGGCCGUCAAUGGAAAGUAGUUGCAGCAUAAAGGCUUGCACCAUUGCAAUUCCACAAUGAUCAAAGCAUAGUAGAAGUGUAGGCUUGUUGUUGGCGUACACCCGUAAGCAAUCAAUGGAGCAUAGCACUUAUAGUUUGUACUUUUAAUAUCAAUUCAAGUUCCAAACCUCAGGCUGUAAAAUUUGUAAUGUGCACGUUACUUGAAAUAACAAAGUUCCUAUGUGUAGAUUGAUUAUUAUGAUAGACGUUGAGACAAGUUUGCUCAUACCA